AUGCUGGACAUGUCAAAGACAGUGUCCUUGCUGCUCGUGCUGUGUGUGAGCGGAGCUGAGAGGAUGGCAUCUGCACCCAUCUGUGCUCAUGAGCAUCCUGAAUGUCAGACUGUAUCUCUGGCAGACCUUUUUAACCGAGUCGUUCAGCACUCCGCACGCUUGCACGGACUGUCCAGUGAUCUGCAUUCUGAGUUUGAGCAGUACUUCAUUCCCAGCAAAAACCAAAUAGGGACCAGAAAGUGCCACACGUCUUAUAUAGUGACUCCAAAUGGGAAGGAACAUGCACAGAAGCUGGCAGGAGAGGAGUUGACCGAGGUGAUUCUGAAGCUGUUGAUGGCGUGGGGAGAACCUCUGGCUCAGUUCCAUCAAAGCAUGACCCAGCAACAAGACUACAACAUUUACAGCAGCAACAAAGCGCUGGAAAUGAGUGACAUGGUGCAUGAGCUGAAGAACGGAGUACAGAAAGUGGCAGAGAAGAUGCAGUUAUUGGGUAUACUCAGUAACUUCUUGAACUGGGAGGACUCCUUGGAGUCUCUGGAUGCUGAUAGCAGUUCAGUUUUCUCUGUGGAUAAUCUCAACCUUCUCCACUGCUUCCGCAGAGACUCUGAUAAAAUCUGGAGUUACCUGAAGAUCCUCAAGUGCAGGAUCCUGCCUGAGAAUGGAUGUUAA
Colossoma macropomum (tambaqui) is the source of this 669-nucleotide messenger RNA. RefSeq names its product prolactin-like. The record is from RefSeq and is a predicted model, not a curated record. Gene Ontology annotation, biological process: positive regulation of receptor signaling pathway via JAK-STAT; response to nutrient levels. Lineage: Eukaryota; Metazoa; Chordata; Actinopteri; Characiformes; Serrasalmidae. The transcript has 5 exons. The coding region runs from base 1 to 669 and encodes 222 amino acids. Gene Ontology annotation, cellular component: extracellular region. Gene Ontology annotation, molecular function: hormone activity.